CCUAUCUGACAUCCCUGAAUCCAAACCAAGACGGCAAUCAAGCGAAUCAUGUGUAUGUGUUGAAAUCAGUAAAUCGAAAUCGUCGAGUAGUGGAUCUGAGAGGAACCAUGAGGCGAUCGCUGGCCAAACUCUUGCUUUGGAAAUACAUGUAGACAUUUCCGCUGAACAGAACACUUGACUAUUUAUUGUACGACCCGCAGAAGCCUUCUUCCAGAUUGAACAAAAAUCAUUAAAACCUAAUCUACUCGUACUGUUCAGUACCGAACAACAAAGAAAAUACUUAAUCUGCUGAAGUAUAUCAACUAUAGUUGCUUCAAAUGGUGGCAAUGCUAGAAACCUAACGAUCUAAUUUACCGCAACAUAUCUCCUAGCUAACUCACAAGAUCGCUCACUUCCUUGUAGUUCAGCUGGCUCGUAAUUGUCGCUGAGUAUUUGAAAGUAGUAGGUAUCAGUUGGGAGAACUAUAAUACUCCCUUCGGAAGAAAAUCCAUAACAGACCGAGUUACGUAUGGAGAUAGGAGGACAGCAAUACAGAAUGACAGUUCAUAGGAUUAGACUGCAGUUGAAUUAGAGAUGUUACAGUGUCGCAUCAGCCCCGGAGAGGACCACCAGGACAAACUCGAGCGGUGCCAAGUUGUUGACGAGCUUCAAAGACCGUACGGGGAGUCUAGUUAGGUCACCGUCUAGGGAUUUUGAUGAAAGAACGUGUGAUCAUAGGACGGAGAUGUGCUAGUCUUGACCAAAAUGGCGACAUAGGUGCCUGUUGAGCAACAACGUGUGUUACGAUGUUAUCCGUACGCUUCCAUUAAAAGUGCCUCAUAAUCGUGCUCUUCGAAAUUCUUGCGAUAUAAAAGUCCCCAGAGACACGUUGGAGCUCUUGAGUGGUACCCUGUAAUGCAAAGAACCCGUACUGAGAGAAUCUGGAGGCGGCGACUUAAAAAGGAGGAAUCGAAUCUGCGUCCACGUACCAUCAAUUAACAUGGAACCUCGAAUGGUGUAUGAAAAUUGCUACAGCGCGCCGCUCGUGCAGAAGUGGUUGGUAGAAGGUGUGAUAUAAGAUAAGAUCACGAAAUGGCCCUUGAUAGCAUUCCCUGAGAGAAUAUUCGAAACACAAUAUAGAACUAGUGUCGAGUGUAGCGGUUCUUGCAAUAUCUAGCCUCGUAUAUCUAGAUCGGAUCCUGGCCUGGUAGCCCUGGAGACUCUGUAUGAAGUCAUAAUGAUUGAAGUUCUCGAUCUGCCGCAAUGAAAGGCAGCGGUAUCUUUGGUGCUCCAACGAUUUCCAAGGAUCUAUCCUUCAUGCUGAUAUAGCGAGUAGCCGAGUAGCUGCAAUCAUGACUGUGGCAUUAAUACAUUGUAGAUUAUCCUUAUGGGUUCAAUCUCCUUUAUCAUAUCGUUUCCAUAAUCUUGCACAAUACAUUGCGAAUCGACCCAUAUAUAACGUAGCGCAAGAGCUCGGGUUACCCAAAUGGCGUCCUGGAUUGUUAUCAGAAGGCGGAAUCCAUCUCGUUGCGAUGGAUCUUGAAACAAAGCUGUUUUAGUUGUGAAAAGGCUGGAGGCUGCCCGCAAUAACCCAGAGCUGCAUACUGGCCGCGGCUCCUUGAAAUCCCGAGGUGCAAAAAAAGUCUUCCGGGAUCGUCGUCUCAGCCAACGACAAUGAAUUGAUGAGGGAGGGAAUCCAGCGUAGAUCUACGAGGGAGACCAGAGCCACGACUUUCUAGGCAUCCAGCCAACUCCUUAUUGAUAGUCUCAAGUAGAGAUCUACUUAUGAGCUUGCACAUGGGUGCUGUCUAGCACACACAAAAGCGGUAAUAACUGUUAUUAGGAGAAAGGAAGCUAUUCGUCGAAUAGUUAAGUGACUCUUACACAUUACCAAUGACAGCCGUAGUCCUCGUCCUCUGCUGUAAGUAAUCGUACCUGAUAGCCCUCGAUACUUGGCUCUGGGAAUAAAAUGGUUUAUUCGACUUCUACAUGUCCAGCUAACAAUGACAUCGAUGAGAAUGGAUAUAUGACGAACUGAAGUCUCUACGGCAUCCAGAUCACGUUGUUAAUAUAAGACUUUUGACCUUGGCGAUGCUCGAUAAUAACAGAAAUCCUUGCGCGACUGUUGUCGGCCACGGACGGCUUUGCAGAUGGGAAAGCCACAGGCCAGAUAAAGGCUCUUGAAUCCAGACUCUGGGGGCUGGGUUCAGGCUGGUGACGCCCUCUGGUGAGCUCUGCUAACGCUGCAUGCCUGAUAAGCCACUUGGGUAACGGGGCUCCUUCCAGGAAAGCAGGUCACCGGCUGAGUGUUUUCCACUCGACAGAACAGAGUCACCUCGAAACCAAGACCAAGACCAAGGGCACGUACUGUAGAUGUGAAGGAGGAGAUGGGCGCUUGCUUCAUUAUUGCAGCAUUAUUGGGUUGGUCCCUUUUCUGUGGUCUGCCAACCUGGCUAAAGCUUGCGGCCCACGCCGGGAUGGUCAAAGCGAAAGCCAAAAUCGCGUUGUGUCGCGUGUUUGCCGCGCGCGACAGCCAGAACCUCCAAUUGUUCUUCCCAACACCAUGGCAACUUCACCAACACAGCGCAGCACAACAUCCACUCACCAACGCACCGUAUUUUGGAGACAACCCAGCUUCUCCCAUAAUCCCAUAACCACAGGACUCCGCAAAUACGAACCUUAUAGACAGAAUGGCAAGAUUUCUGCAGUAACCCGUGUCUACAACCGUCAACGCGUCCACCAGAGGCCGAAACGCCCACCAGAACCACAAACAAUAGAGAGGCUACAACACAACAGGACUGCAAAGUGCAUACACAGGCUUGAGCAAAUUCUAGAGGCCUAGCAUGCUUGCAGACGCGUCCGGUGUGCAAUAGCUAUGUAUCUGCCACGCUCCCUCAUCUCGAAACUUUACCUCCAUCUUCAAAAGACACAUCAUCCUCUCUCCCCACCAGUUCUCAUCCUUGUUGCGCUUGAGCCAGAUGCGCUUUGCGGUUGCCGAAUCCUCACCCAGCUUCUGAAACGGGACUACAUACCACAUAAGAUACAGCCAAUCGCAGGCUAUGGUGACUUGGAGAAGGCUGGCAAGAAUGUCAUUCAACCAAUGAUGGAAAGCAAUGGUGGCAGCGGAGGUAUAGUAAUCUGCCUGGGAGUGGGAGGAUUGGUUGAUCUGGGUGGUCUGUUGGGCAUUGAUGGUGAGGAAGCAGAGAGCAGCUACGGUGGUGUGGAGGUCUGGGUCAUUGAUUCACGUCGACCAUGGAAUUUGGGGAACGUUUUCGGGGGACACCCCCCACAGGCACAAAUAGAGGAAGAAGGAGAACCAGUGGACCUACCCCGCCUUGGAAUCGAUGGAGGGAAGAUUCUACGCAACUACAAGCCUGGUAAAGGAGGAAUAGUGGUCUUUGAUGAUGGUGACAUUGAAGAGGAUUUAGCAAGCGAAAGAGAUGCGUAUCUUGCACUGGUUGAAAUGCCAGAGGUUGAAGAUGACGACGAAUACCUUAGCGGAAGCGAUGCAGAAGCCGAGGAUGAUGAAAAUCCACCAGCAGUCUCGCAGCCGGGCCAAAAACGAAAGUCGUGGACGGAUCGAGAUGACGAGGACGAGAGUAGUGAUGAGGAGGAUAGACCACGGCAGCGGAGAAGAAGUAAUUCGUCAAGUCCGAUUGCAGAUCCACCAACCUGGCCUCGCCAGCGUAGCUUACUUUCACUUGAUGGACCUGCAGCUUUGACUUCGAGUGUGGGCUCGCGUUCCGUCUCUCCAAUACCUGGGCAGCCUCUGGUAGCUCUCUCGGCACGAGUUUUACGGCGUCGUUUAAUGAAGAUGCGUCGCAAGCACGAGUUGGUACUUCAGAAAUACUACUCUCUAGGUUCAUCGUACUCUGAGCCGAUUUCCUCCAUGAUGUACUCUUUGGCUUCGGAACUUGGACGAGAAGACAACGAUCUGUUGUGGAUGAGUAUUGUUGGGGUCACUUCGAUGGAGCUGUAUGGGCGUUCAGCCGUGGGUGUUGCAAUUACAACGCAAAAGAUAUUCGCGUCACCAAAUGGCUGGCUCGGCACACGAGGAUCACGAAUACGACAGCUGCUAAGGGACGAAGUUCGACGUCUGAAUCCUCCCGAGAUUUCUGAUACAACUUUCAACUCGAAUCGGAACACACCAGAGAACAGCGGUAUUAUUCCGACAACCGCUCGAAGUCCGACAGAUACCAGUAUUCGAUUAUCCCCGGAACCAAAAUUUCUCUUAAUCCGACACUGGAGUCUUUAUGAUAGCAUGUUACACUCUCCAUACCUCUCAGCGCGGCUGCAUAUCUGGUCAGAAAACGGUAGGAAGCGACUGCACAAGCUUCUCGCUAAGAUGGGCGUUAGCCUCGUUCAAUGUAAACAGAGUUACACCCAUAUGGAUAUGGAACUGAAGAGAGGUCUCCGAGGCAAGCUACUGAAGUACUCAGAAAUGUAUGGGCUUGAUGACUUAGUCCCAUCAGCUGACACUGAUGGAAGAGACCAUGGCGGAAACAAAGAAGGCUGGGGCUUCGUGAGAAGCUGGGGAUGGCGGGCGACAUUAAGCGCCCAAGACGUUGGUGUUGUCGUUGGAGCUUUGCUUGAGGUUGGGAAAAAGGCAGUUGGAAAUCUCGAAAGCGGCAGUAAUGAUCGAGGAAGAGAUGUCAAAGAGACUUCUGACGAGGAUGGGACCGAGCAAGGCGAAGAAUGGGUUGGUAGAUUCUGGGAUGCUUACGAUGCCUUAGAAAAAAUCGAGGAACUCAAAGCAGCUCUUCCGACUGCGCAGCUUCUCCAUCGUGCCAUCCUGCGCACUGGAACAGGAAUCAUUGAGAAAAAACAGAUCAGGCAUCUUAGAGCUUUUCGAAUGUGUGUGGUACGAGAAGGUCCAGAUGUCUUGCUAUUCACACAUCCUGCUGCAUUGACGAAGCUUGCCCUUUGGGUGGGUGAGGCCAUCGCUGAGCAAGAAAAAGAGACAAAAGGCAAGCUGGGUCAUGGUGGACGAGGAACACCGCUUGUUGUCGCUAGCUACAACGAGAAACGGAAUGUGUAUCUCGUAGUUGGUGCCGCUGGAGCUGGAGGUGGUGGAAUGGGAUUUGGCGACAAAAAAGCGGCAAAAGAACGAAAGGAGAAGCGGGAUGCUAAACUUGCAGCUCUAGAACUAAAGAAAAACAACAAGGAGAAGGUGCGCGAACAGAAGAGAGAGGCUCGUCGUUUGGCCCUAGGUGACGAUGAAGACGAGGAAGACGUAACAGAGUCAGAAGGAUCCGACUCUUCAGAUGACGAGUCGGACGAGGAAGAAGGCGAGAAGUCCCAAGUCCGUGGAUUUGGAAGGAACAAAUUCGGUAACGCAUUUCAAGAAGUCGUCGAAGAAACCAGUGCGAGAGUACGCAUUGAUAGUUUUGAGCAUUGUGUGGUGGAAGUGAGGAAAGAGGAUCUCACCGGCUUUUUGGAGAGCCUAAGUACAAAGACAUUGGUCGGGGGUGAGUGAGGGGAGGUAUGUUAUAUGACUCUGGGGGUGCGGUUGGAUGUUGCUAGGCGUUGGCUGCGGGGAGUAACGGCGGGUCUAGAGUAAACCUUUGCUUGUUGAUAUUGAAUAAAAGGAAUACGAUGAUGCACGAAGUCCUUGACUCUUGACUUGUUAUGCAGUGGA
Molecule: messenger RNA, 5617 nt
Organism: Cadophora gregata
Lineage: Eukaryota; Fungi; Ascomycota; Leotiomycetes; Helotiales; Ploettnerulaceae
Exons: 3
Coding region: 2855-5455 (866 amino acids)
Biological process (GO): double-strand break repair via break-induced replication; mitotic DNA replication preinitiation complex assembly; DNA replication initiation
Cellular component (GO): DNA replication preinitiation complex
Molecular function (GO): DNA replication origin binding; single-stranded DNA binding; chromatin binding
Source: RefSeq, a predicted model, not a curated record